Thecamonas trahens ATCC 50062 is the source of this 7656-nucleotide messenger RNA. Its product is annotated as fatty acid synthase. Lineage: Eukaryota; Apusomonadida; Apusomonadidae. The coding region runs from base 19 to 7656 and encodes 2545 amino acids. The record is from RefSeq and is a predicted model, not a curated record. Gene Ontology annotation, biological process: fatty acid biosynthetic process. The transcript has 5 exons. Gene Ontology annotation, molecular function: oxidoreductase activity; 3-oxoacyl-[acyl-carrier-protein] synthase activity; fatty acid synthase activity.
UGACACGCCCCGAGUCACAUGGCCAAGGUCGUGAUCUCGGGCCUCUCAUGCCGAUUCCCAGAGUCCGAAGAUGCAGAGACGUUCUUUGCCAACCUUGUCGCUGGCACUGACAUGGUCACCGCUGACGACCGCCGGUGGGACAUGGACACAAUGGACGCGCGGUCACUGCCUGCGCGGUCAGGCAAGCUGCCGUCGAUCGCCGAGUUUGACGCCAGGUUCUUUGCGGUGACAGGCAAGGCGGCGGACAAGAUGGACCCACAGCUGCGGCUGCUGCUGCACGCCACCCAUGAGGCUGUGACUGAUGCUGGGUGGACGCUGGACGAGCUGGCCGGAAGCUCAACCGGAGUCUGGGUGGCAGGUUCGUUCUCGGACUCGCACUUUGACCUGCUCGAGGAUGCCACCGCCAUCACGGGCUACGAGCACACCGGGUGUCUGCUCAACAUGUUCUCCAACCGCAUUUCAUACUUUUACGACCUUCACGGCCCGUCGCUCACGGUGGACACGGCAUGCUCGUCCGGCAUGGUGGCGCUGGCGAUGGCGCUCGCCGCGCUGCGGUCCGGCGAGUGCGAGCGGGCAAUUGUGGGCGGUGUCAACAUCCAGCUCAUCCCGACCCGGUCGGUCGCCUUUGACAAGCUCAACAUGCUCUCGCCCGACGGAGCUUGCAAGACGUUUGAUGCGUCGGCCAACGGCUACGUCCGCGCCGAGGGCAUUGCUGCCAUUGUCCUUGACGCUGCCGACACUGCCCGCAACGCUUACCUCGACCUCCUUGUUGCAGCAUGCAACAACGACGGCUAUACUCCGCAGGGCAUCACCUAUCCAUCCAGCGAUGCGCAGGUUGCACUCAUUCGAUCUUGCCUCGCCGCCGCCGGCGCGACGCCCGAAGACGUCGUCUAUGUCGAGGCCCACGGGACCGGAACCCAGGCCGGCGACUCGGUCGAGGCCAACGCGCUCGACGAAGUGUUUGUCAAGCACGUGCUCAGCCGCUCGCCGGAGAACCCGCUGCUCGUUGGAUCGGUCAAGUCGAACAUGGGCCACUGCGAGAACGUUUCUGGUCUCGCCGGCAUCAUCAAGGUCUGCCUCGCUGCCCGCGCCGGCGUGCUUCCACCUAACCUUCACUACACCCAGCCGAAUCCCAAGAUCCCAGCGCUACUUUCAGGGACCAUGCGAGUGGUUACCCAGCCGACGCCAUGGCGCGGCGGCCUGGUUGCCAUCUCCUCAUUUGGCUUUGGUGGCACCAAUGCACACGCUCUGGUGCGCGCCCCGCAGCCCGCACGAGCCGCUGACGACAGCGCCGACCAAUCGACGGAUGGGCUUGCCGCGCUCAGAGCCGAGGUCGUCCAGCUCCUACAGAGCUACACCGGCGAGCUCGCUCGUCCGGCCGCACUGAGCGACCGGCUGGCCAGCCUGUUUGGCAGCGCGCCAGUGACUCGGUAUCCGUUCCGGACUGGCCUCAUAUGGCCGCAGCAAGAGAGCGACGCCGGUGGCGCAGUCAAGCUGCGACCACCGGCGCCUGCUUCGCCGCUCACCCGCUACGCUUUUGUGUUCAACGGCAUGGGCACCCAGUGGGCAGGCAUGAUGGCCGGGACUGCGCAAGCGUUUCCGGCAGUGGCGGCGGUGCUGGCCGAGGCCUCGUCAGCGGUGGCGCCGCUAGUGACGAGUGCGCCUGUGCAUGUGCCGGCUGGUGCGGCCGACCUUGUUGCGCUGUUUGACACGCUGGACGAGGAGGCACUGGCCAAUCCUGUGAUAGGCUACCUCACGCUGACUGCUAGCCAGCUUGCGCUCACUGCGCUGCUGGCGGAGCUCGGGCUGGUCGCGCCGGCGGCGGUGCUUGGCCACUCGGCCGGCGAGAUUGCCGCUGCUGCCGCUGCUGGGGGCUUGGACGUCAGGCAAGCGAUGCAAGUUGCGUUCUGGCGUGGCGUGGCAGCGGCCGAGGCGUCGUUGUCUGCGCCGGGUGCCAUGGCCGCGGUCGGCCUCUCCUGGGACGCCGCAAAUGCGUUUCUGGCCGCUCACGACGAGCUCAGCGGCCAAGUCUGGUUGGCCUGCCACAACGGACCGACGUCGGUGACGCUGUCGGGCACCUGCGCUGGAAUGGCGCAGUGCCUGGAGCUGCUGCGGAGCGACGAUGUGUUUGUGCGCGAGGUCAAUUCGUCGGGCGUUGCCUUUCACACGCCACUUGUGGCGAGUGCAGCCGAGAGCUUGCGGCAGAAGCUGGUGAGCGUGCUUUCGGCACCGGCUGCACUCGCGCCGUCGUUCAUCUCUACUUCUGGCGGAGAGGCUGGCGAGUUUGCCGACGCCGAGUACUUUGUGCGCAACUUUGUGGCGCCAGUGGCGUUUGCGCCGGCGGUAGCCCAGGUUCCUGACCGCUGCUGCGUCAUUGAGAUCGGGCCGUCGUCGAUCUUUGUCAAGCUGCUCAAGGCCAUGACAUCUGCGGGGGAGAGCCGAGUUGUCGGCCUCACGCGCAAGGGCGUCCGUGGCGACAGCGCGGUGCUGACUGGCGUUGGACAGCUGUAUGCAGCGGGGUUGGAUGCUCAGCCAUUGCUGGAGCGACUGCCUCGCGCGAUGGGUGGCGAUGCCAGCGCGAUGGUCGACGCUGCACGCCGACUGCCACUACACGCGCGUGUGCCGCGGCUGAGGACGCUUGUGGCAUGGGAUGCGCAGCCGUGGCACGUCAUCCGGCACCGCAACGAGCGGCUUCCGGGCGCCGCACCCGAGUUUACUGUCAGCCUCGCGGACGACUCGCCGUUUGGCUUUGUGGCUGGCCAUGUCAUCGACGGGCGGGUCCUUUUCCCAGCCUCGGGCUACAUUGCGCUGGCGUGGUCCGCGGUGCUGGCGCGGGCCGGGCGCGGGUCUGCCAGCGGCUGUAGCGUUGUGCCUGCGAGGCUCGACGGACUGGUUCCGGCGCUGGCUGCUCCGCUCGGUCCGCAAUGCGAGGUGCCGGGCUUUGUGCUUUCGGACUUUGUCAUUGCCCGGCCGGUAGUUGUGCCGAGCAGCGGCGAGGUCAAGAUCCGAGUGUCGGUGCUGGAAGCGUCGGGCGCGUUUGAGAUCGCGACCGAGGCCGGUGUUGUGGCAAGGGGCGUGCUGACGCUGGUCGAGAGUGAUGAAGAUGAGGCAAGCGAAAAGGUGUCGAAUGGCGAGGCUGAAGAGUCCCAGUGGCUCGAGGCGAGCGACAUCUACCGCGAGUUGCGGCUCAAGGGCUACGAGUACAGCGGCGACUUUGUGUCGCUGGCGCGGGCUGAGGGCGGCGGCACUGUCGGAAUGACCAAACCGUGGCGCGGCUCGGUCUUUGGCGGCGUCACCGUGUGCUUGGAUGCGGCGCUGCAGCUCGUGGCGCUGGCGUCGAGCGAUCGGCAGCUGCGGGUGCCAACACGUGUCCGAGAGCUGCGGGUGGCCCCGAGCGCUUUGGCGGAGGCGAUGCUUGCUGGUGGCUGGCGGAUGGCCCGUGACGAGGUCUUGCGUGGUGCGACCGCGCCCGGCAUGUCUAUGGCCGGCUUUUGCUGGGCUUCCGCUCCGCGAAAGAGCGGCCAGCAACCGCGUGUCGACGGCGUCGUGCGAGUGGCGCUCAACGGAGCUCUAGGCUCACGCACCACGAGCGCCGCCGGUCUUGGGCUGGCGCUGAGCGUGGUGGCACAGGAUGCCGGGAGCGAGCGUGGCCGCCCGCUGGUACUGGCAGUGGCGAUGGAUGAAGAGUGUCCUGAGGUGAGCAGAGACGAGGUGGCGAGUGCAGCGCUGACCUACGGCCUUGUGGUUGCCCGCCCGGUGGCGAAGUUGACCGAGGCCGAGCCGGGCGAGACGACGGUCUGCUGGGUUUCGGACGCGAACGCGCUCAGUGGGUGCGAUAGCGCCGCAGGGUAUGCUCUGACAACCGCCAGUGUUGGCGAGAACGAGCUAGCGCACUGGCGUCUGUUGUGCGCACUGGCUAGCAGCGAUGGCACGGUGUGGCGGGCAUGGGCGCGGAGGGUGGGCGAGCCUGCGGCUACGGUCGACGUGAGUACCGAGCUGGCGGAGUUGGGCCAGUUUGAGUCGUGGCGCGAGUCGCUACUGAGCGCGGCCGAGGGUACCGAGAGCGAGAGCGUGGUCCGAGUUGUUGUCAACGCCGAGGCCGGUGGGGUUGGGCUUGGACGCUGCGUGCUGAAGGAGGCUGGGCUGUUGCGGUGGGCGGCGCGGGUGCUGUUUGUGGUCAAGCCGAGCGAAAUGAGCGCAGCGGAGGCACUUGCGGUCGUUGAUCGCGGGCCGUGUGUCUCUCGCGGCGUUGUUGAAGUCGACAGCAAGGCCCGUGUAUGCGUGCGGCGGCACAUUCCGCUCGACGAGAGCGCCGAGCCUUGUGUGCCGGUGGCUGCUGUCGACGGGCGAGUGCGGGCUGUUGUUGACGUGGCGACGCGCGGGCAACUCUCAUCGCUGGGGUGGUUUGAGUCGCCAGAGAGCGAGAGCAGCCCUGCCUCGGGGCUUGCUGUUGAUGUUGCGUACGGUGCGCUCAACUUUAAGGAUGUGAUGCUCGCGUCGGGUAAGCUGAGCAAAGAAGUUGCCGGGUACGGGCUGUCUGGCGGCGAGCUUGGAUUUGAGUUUUCCGGAACGGUUGCGGGCGGCGGCAUGCGGCGUGUUAUGGGACUCGGGCGGCGUGCGCUGGCGAGCCGUGUGGAUACCGACGAGCGGUUUGUGUGGGAGGUUCCUGCUGGGAUGAGUCUGGAAGAGGCGGCGACGGUGCCUGUGGUGUAUGCUACGGCAUACUAUGCGCUUGUUAGCGUGCUCAUUCACUCGGGCUCGGGUGGAGUGGGCCAGGCUGCUAUCCGGAUUGCCCUUGCGCGUGGCGCGCAGGUCUUUACCUCUGUGGGUAACAACGCCAAGGUGGCGUUUCUGCUGGAGCGCUACCCGGCGCUCGCUGUGGAGCACGUUCUCCACUCGCGGUCGACGGCUUUUGAGCGGGCGGUGCUGGAGGCGACGAACGGGCGAGGAGUUGACCUGGUUCUCAACUCGCUUGCCGGCGACAAGCUUGCUGCGUCGCUGCGGCUUGUAGCGCCGCACGGCGCGUUCUUGGAGAUCGGCAAGUAUGACUUGAUGAUGGACACGCAAGUCGGGCUCGGGGCAUUUGUGCGGAACACGGCGUUCCAUGGCAUUGACCUCGACCAGGUGAUGAGCGACGAGGCGCUUUGGGCGCCUGUACACGCGCUGGUGGUCGAGGGUCUGGCGAGCGGCGAGGUGGUCCCGCUGCCGGCAACGACGUUUGCUGCCGGCGAGGUCGAGGCUGCCUUUCGGUACAUGGCGCGUGGGAAGCAUGUGGGCAAGGUGCUACUGGAGGUGAGCGAGGCGGCGAACGGAGGCGUGCCUGUCACUGCCGGGCUCCCGCGCGUGCUCUCGACCGCCAACACGGUGCUGAUCUCCGGUGGGCUUGGCGGAGUGGGCCUCGAGCUCGCGCGGUGGCUGGUGUUGCGAUGCGGGGUGAGGCGGCUUGUCUUGCUGUCGCGACGUGGGGUUCAGAGCCGGUGGCAGGUGCGGGCGGUGCAGGGCCUUGAGGAACUGGGAGCGAGCGUGGCGGCAGUGGCGGUGGACGUGACCGAUGCGGAGGCGGUUGAGGCGCUGAUUGCGGGCGAGGCAAGUGGGAUCGACGGCGUGUUCCACCUUGCGGGCGUGCUUGCUGAUGGCGCGCUGGCCAACACUGGGGCAGCUCAGGUCGAGGGAGCAUGGGCGGCCAAGGUUGAGGGAGCGCGUGUGCUGAGCGAGGCUGUGGGAGGCACCGCAGCCUUUUUCGUUGCGUUUUCAUCUGUGGUGGCCGGGCUGGGCAACGCCGGGCAGAGCGCGUAUGGGCUUGCCAAUGCGGCGAUGGAAGAGGUUGUGGCGGCGCGUGUUGCAGCCGGAUGGCCCGGUCUUGCGAUGCAGGUCGGCGGGGUGGCCGACACCGGGCGGUUCCUCGUGGGUUUGCAGUCUGCCGAGUCUGUGUUUGAGGGCGUGGCGCAAGUGCUGGGGCGGAGUGCAGCGCCGACGAUUGCGGCAUGCUUUGUGCCUAACGUAGUGGUGUCGGAGGCUGCUAGCGGCCGCGGCGACGAGGAUCUCGGCGAUGCGGUUGCGCGGAUUCUGGGCUUUAGCUCUGCCUCGCAAGUCGACGAGCAUGUGGCGCUGCAGGAGCUGGGCAUCGACUCGAUAAUGGUGACCGAGCUCCAGAGCGUACUGUCUGAGCAGUUUGGCGUUGACGCGCCCCUGGCGGAGCUUGCUGGUGUCACGCUCGCGGAGCUGCGGGAGCGGGCGACAAGCAUUGGAUCGCGGCCGGCCGCUGGCGGACGGGCAGGAGAAAAGGGGAUAGAGGUCAACAAGCCCGAGCAUGAGCCAGAGCACGAGCAUGAGCUGGAGUCCGAGCCAGCGGCAACGGUCGCGCAGGCUACAUCGCCCUCAGCAGCACACCCGAUUGUGGACAGCGGUCGCGAUGAAAUUGAGGCUGAGGCCGAGGCUGAGGCUGACGCUGAGGCUGAGGCUGAGGCCGAGGCUGAGGCUGAGGCCGAGGCUGAGGCUGAGGCCGAGGCCGAGGCUGAGGCCGAGGCUGAAGCUGAGAUUUGCGGCGAGUCGGCGAUCAUGGGCCUCGGCUGGGCGGUGCCAACGACGUACUUUUCGGCCGACGAGUUUGUGGAGAACGUGGUGGAGCUGUUCGAGAUGGCAGACGUGGACGCGGCGCGGCUGAAGCGGAUUGUGGCCAACUCUACGGUGGAGGGGCGGUUCACGGUCAUUCCAGACUGGCGAGCGUUUUUCAACAACCUGGAGAAGGAGGCGUCGGCCAAGGUGGAGGAGCGCGUGGCGUUGUACAAGGCGCACGCGCCUCAGCUUGCGGCGCGGGCGGCGCGGGCGGCGGUGGCCGACUGGGGCGGCGAGCUCUCAGAAAUCACCCACGUCAUCGGAGUCUCAUGCACCGGGAUGCUCAAUCCAGGGCUGGCGUACGAGGUGAUUCAGGAACUCGGGCUCGAGCCGACGACGCAGAGGUUGUCCGUGCUGAUGAUGGGAUGCUUUGGUGGGCACUCUGCGCUCAAGACAGCGCGGGCGAUUGCGGCACUGGACCCGUCGUACCGCAUCCUCUGCGUGUGCUGCGAGCUGUGCACGUUGCACAUGCAGCUCGAUCCGCGGGUGGACAACAUUGUGGCGGCGGCAAUUUUUGGCGACGGCGCGUCUGCGGCGGUGGUGGGGGCGUCGGCAGGAGUGCGUGCGUCAGAGCGGGUGGUGUACGAGAUCCUCGCCACCGAGGCGUUCACAAUCCCGGGCACGCGCGACAUGAUGACAUGGAAUGCGUCUGCGGACGGAAUGGUGGUCGAGCUCUCGGCGGACAUCCCGUCGCAGAUUGAGGGCUCGGUGGGCAACUUUGUCGACUCGCUGCUGGCCAAGGCGCUGCCGGGCCGGGCCGGACCGUAUCCGCUGGCGUCGAUGCGGUGGCCGCUCCACCCGGGCGGCAUCGCCAUCAUCAAGGGCAUCGAGCGGACGCUCGGGCUCACUGCGGAGCACACGGCAUCGUCGCGGGCGGUCCUCGCGCGGCAGGGCAACGUUUCGUCGGGCACAGUCAUCUGCGUACUCGACGAGGAGCGCCGGGCAAGCGGGGCGAGCGGCGAUGGGCAGCUCGCUGUCUCGCUCUCGUUUGGCCCGGGCCUGUGCGUGGAGGGACUUGUGCUCAAGCUGCGCAACGCUUGA